This is a messenger RNA of Rhizophagus irregularis DAOM 181602=DAOM 197198, 853 nucleotides long. RefSeq lists its product as uncharacterized. The record is from RefSeq and is a predicted model, not a curated record. Lineage: Eukaryota; Fungi; Glomeromycota; Glomeromycetes; Glomerales; Glomeraceae.
CUUGAGAAAAAUGUUGACUUCUGGUAUGUCUCAAAAUAGAAAAUGUGUUUUGAAUUUGCCAAUAAUACCGAACACUUACUUAUUCUUGUGCUUUUCUUUCCUGCUUCUUAUCGUCAAACCCGCCCAAAAAAACACAUUCGCGUUAAUCGUAGAGCAACCAGAUGCUGGUAAGCGAUCGUAAUAAAUUUGGUCAACGCGACGCGAGUGAAUCAACGUGUUUGAUAGUUCAUUUUAGUCUGCGCCGGGCUAUAUUAAUAGUCCUAACCAAUAAUGUCUGUGAAUAGGGCAAAGUUUUCCUACUUUAGAUUCUUUGAAGGGAGUAAUGGAAAACAUAGUCGAUCUUAAAGUAAGCAGUCUUGAUUUUAAAAUGGAACAGCGUUUUGAAUGCAUUAUGCUUUGAAAUCAUCGUUCUAUUCACUAGGUACUUUUGUAACGGGAACUGAAAAAGGUGCAUUUGUGAAGGAAAAAGGAAUACAUACUGAAUUUCCACUUGAUUUACUGCGGGUGGCAAAAGGAGUAGACGCGGAAGGUUUACAAAUCCGCCUAACAAAGACGGAAAUUUUUAUCCAGAUGAAAAUGCAGUUCAACAAUAUUUUAUGAGCGAAUGCAAAGAACUAGAAAAAUUUGCAAAUGUACAAAAUAGGCUUACUGUUGUUGAAUGUUGAUACGCAUUCUUCACCGACAUUAGGGCUUAUUCAUUCCGAUUGGUUCACGUAUAAAUAUGUUAAAUGCUGUUGCCGUUGGUGAAAUAAAGAAGCGAGUCGGUAAUGAUUUUCCCAAUGCAAAUAUUGGACAAGCAAUAUCGUUUGGCUCCAACUUCAGCUACGUCGGAAAUUUGUAUAUGUUGUGUUAA